Molecule: messenger RNA, 1745 nt
Organism: Salmo salar (Atlantic salmon)
Lineage: Eukaryota; Metazoa; Chordata; Actinopteri; Salmoniformes; Salmonidae
Product: leukotriene B4 receptor 1
Biological process (GO): phospholipase C-activating G protein-coupled receptor signaling pathway; positive regulation of cytosolic calcium ion concentration; complement receptor mediated signaling pathway
Cellular component (GO): plasma membrane
Molecular function (GO): complement receptor activity; leukotriene receptor activity
Source: RefSeq, a predicted model, not a curated record
CACAGACUUCCUUCCUGACUUGUGGUGAUAGCAUGUAUUUUGUGUUUUCAGACUGACAGAAGAGGAACAAGAAAGAGGAGAGAAAGAGGAGAGAAAAAGGACUGAGUCCUGUGUAGACGGCCGGACGGACAAGAGGUCAGUCAGACAGACAUACAGUCAGAUAAACAGAGAGACAGGCAGUAAGACAGACAGACAGACAGGCAGACAGACAAAAUAGCUAACAAAAGCACUUCUUGUGGAUUUGAGAAGAUCCAGGUUAAAAGGAGAAUAAAUCCAUCUCAUAAAGUGGAUUAUCCCACGGGUCCAGAAACACCAGAUUCUUCAGUUCCCUUCGAAAAUGGCGUCAGACCUCUCCAUCUCUGCCGCUCCCCCCCUGCUCCCCUCCACCCCUUCUCUUGUCUCCUCCUCCCCUCCUCUCUCCAUCUCACACCAGAUCGGUAUCUCCAUUCUGGUCCUGGCCUUUGUCUUUGGUUUCCCAGGCAACCUGUUCGUGGUGUGGUCGGUGCUGUGCCGCGUGAGGCAUCGCUCUGUCACGUGCCUGCUCGUCUUAAACCUCGCCGCGGCCGACGCCCUGGUGCUGCUAAGCGCCCCGCUCUUCCUGCACUUCCUGGCAGGCAGGCGAGGCUGGGAGUUCGGGGCGGUGGCCUGUAAGACGGUACACUACCUGUGCUGCGUCAACAUGAACGUCUCCAUCUACCUGAUCUGCUUGAUGAGCAUGGAUCGCUGGCUGGCCGUGGCGAGGCCCUUCCUGUCACAGAGGAUGAGGACCAAGACAACCCUGAUGGCUGUUCUGCUGGGUAUCUGGGUGCUGGCAUUCAUCUUAGCUCUGCCCAUGCCCUUCUAUCGCAGUAACCUGAAGCCCUUCCUGCACAAGAACAUCUCUAUGAACAUCUGCAUGCCGUACCAUUGGGGCAGUGUAGGUCACCAGGUGUUCCAGUACCUAUUCGAGACCGUCCUGGGCUUCUUCCUCCCCUUCACUUUCAUCAUCGUCUGCUACACCUCCGUCAUCUGCCGGCUACGCAGUGCCAUGUUCCAGCGCAAGGGACGAGGAAACCGUCUCAUCCUCCUCAUCAUCGGCGCCUUCGCUCUCUUCUGGCUGCCCUACCACCUGGUCAACAUCUUACAGGUGAUUGGUCUGCUGGGUGGCAACGCCACUCUCACCAAUGCUGCUGUAUCGGCCCGUCCCAACGUCACGGCGUUCGCCUUCCUGAGCAGCAGUGUGAACCCUGUGCUGUACGUGUUCGCCGGCAGCUCCCACAUCCGCCAGGCCGGCCUCAGCUUCAUGGCCAAGCUGUUCGAGGGCACCAACUCCGAGGGAGGUACCUCCGCCUCCUUCUCCCGCAGCACGAGGUCCAGCCGGAGUGGUUCCACAGCCCCGGACGAGAGCUCCGCCUUGCGCUCGCUGACACUCAAGCUGGGGUGGUUGGGGAAGGAAAAGGAUGGGGGUGGGGAUAGUGGAGUGGAGCUGCGUGGAGUUGAGGUCAAGGUUAACUCCAAGCAGGAGCUCAAGACUUUGACAUCCACUGAUCAGUCAGAGUAGUGUUACUUUUUUAUUUUUUUAUUUUUUUAAAACUUUUUGCAGCCUACUGUAUUACUCCUAGAUUAUUAUUUGUAUUGAAUGUAUUUCAUGAACAGAUUUGUGAUAUAUGUGCUUCAUAGCAAGUGUGUCUGUGAGGCUGCCUUCAUGCAAUUUCUGAAUUAAAAUAUUAUACCAUUAGUUAAUAAAGUUUUCACAUGUUGACAAA